UCGCCUGUAUCUUUCCAAAGGGCUGGGUUUCAGCCUGACCCAAGCCUGAGGACAGCCGGCUCCGGAGCCCCGCUCUGCUUCAGCCCUGAAGAACCUUCACAGGGUGGAAAUCGGGUCCAAAGGAUUUUGCGCUCAGCAAACCUUCCUCUCUGGAGAAGUGCCGAGCAUCCUCCAGCCAUUUGGCGUGGGAGCUUUUUGUGUGCGUGGAUCACUGGGAGGCUCAGGCAGCUGCCUGUCUGCUGGGAAGCGUUAGGAUGGGGCAUUCGGAAGAGCUCCCAGUUGGAGAAGGAUUGCUGAGCUGUGAACACAAGACAGCAACACAAGAGCUGCCUCCCUUUCUGGCGACUGCUUUGUGGCGAUGCCUCAAAUCCAGUAGCCCUCAGGGCAAGUGACAAGCAGAAAUAAGGGCUGCCGGUGUCUCCCCAUGGCCAUGCAGCGCUGCCUGUCCCCGCCGGCCACCCCAGGACCGGCGUGACCGUGACACCCUGCCUGUCCUUUUCCAGGACACGAAGCUGGGCUUUCUGCAGAUCCCACAUCGAACCAAAUUCUCAGGAGGUGGGGAAACGGGUGCAAGAGGUGUUGGUGAGCCACGGCUAGAGUCGCCCUUCACUUCUUUCAGGUCCAACGCCUCUGUCACUGAACGUAAGUAGCCCCCACGUCCCGUGAAAUGUGGACAGCAAUGAGGCUGCUUGGCUCACGUCAAGCCCUUUUCAGACCCAUCGGUGCCCGGCCGGCAGCUGGAGAGUGUUUCUUCGGCUCAGACUGCCAGGGUUGUGGAGUUCAAAGUCUCCCCUUUGGCUUUUCCUGGUAGAAACACAGGUUUAUGUCUGCCUUUUGAAGCAGAAGCUGUAGUUGGAAGGGUGGAAGUCAGCCCUCUUGGCUCAGCAAGGCAGGAGGCUCUGCAAGUGGACCAUGGGCUGUUUCCCAAAGACCCCAAGCCAGAGACAACGGUGGCAGCGAGGGGACAUGAUGCUGCAUCUCAGGUGUCCCCUCGCUAUAAGAAGGAGAGUGUUAUUAGAUGAUAAUUUUCUGGUUGGGGAGGGAGGAAGAGGGAUGCGGUAUUUUGAGAGGCCUCAUGGGUGUCACGUCUGUGAUGUGACGACGAAUCCAUGGUAGGUAACCUUCAUGUUCUGGGGCGACGCUUGUCCCUGUGGCCCUGCCUUUCAGAGUUUGAUGGAGAAUCGGUCGGAUGACAGCGGGAACUGUUGUUAUCACCGGGGGAAUCCUAGCGACGGUGAUCCUACUGUGCAUCAUCGCCGUGCUCUGCUACUGUAGGCUACAGUACUACUGCUGCAAGAAAGAUGGCUCUGAUGAGGAAGAGGAGGAGGAGGAGGAGGAGGAAGAGCCUGACCUUCCCAUGCACUCACACCUCGGCACAUGUAACGCCUGCAACUCCCGCAUGGUGGACGGCCAGGGCAGCCCCGCGCCCCUGCCCAGCAAACUCAACCAGCACGGGGCUCACAACUACUGCCCGACCUGCUCUCCCUACGGCUCCCCCUUUUAUAUCCGGACUGCCGACAUGGUGCGCAACGGGGGCGAGAGGGUCACCUACACCCCCGCGUGCUACAAGGAGAUGGGGCCGCCCAUCAACAUGACCACCCUGCAAAGCUACCCGGUGAGCCGCCACAGCCUCCUCCGCGAGAGCUUCCCGAACCCACGGGCGAUCAGCACAGAGGUGUAGUCACCAUUGCCACUAGCACACGGUGUCCCCAGCCGGCGCCCGCUCGAGGGAAGGGCCUUUUCACUUGUCUUUUGGGGGGGGUUCACGCAGAGAGGACCCCAUAAGCCCCGUUCAAGACCAGCACAGUCCUCCUGCGGAACCGCCCGGCACGGCUGAGCUUGACGGGCGAGACGAUGGGAGACACCUCGAAGGGCGACGUUACACCGUCCACCUCCGAACCCAUCGUAAGUGUCAUUAUUAUUCUACUUUGUCUCCUAAGGGACUUGUCUAACGAGGGCUAUGUACAGUACAACCUAACUUAAUUACCCCAGGCUCCCCCAACUCCCUGAGCCCAGAGCGAGGUCUCCGGUGUUCCCACACAGCCACCCAAGUCGAUGCCUGCCACCGCCGGCACACAGAGCGAUGCUUGACCACCCGCAACCUGUCACUUCUGGCAAAUCCCGCUGCUGAGCUGGGAAUGGCAGCACUCCUCAGCGAUGGGAAAGCAAAGAAGGGAAGAUCCAGAUCAUUGUGCUCCCCUCCUACUGCGUUGGUUGCUGCUAGCAGUUAGUUUUAUGUUUGAGUGUAAAAUAGGACACCAUCUCCCACCCGCUUCGGCCUUCGCACGUGCUGAAGAAGUUCAGGACAUGAGUUUAGAUCACUGCUGGAGGAGGCAAAGUUGCUCACAAAACCACUCACUCAUGCAAAUGGGCACAGGCUGAUCCUUCUGCGGCCAAAGCCCCCACCUCUUCUAAUCUUCACCGGCUUUCUUAGGAGCGUUUUUAACUUGGACCCAUAAAAAUGGCAAAAUUUUACCUGUGGGAAGAAUUAUAUCCCCAAAUGACUACAGUUUUGGUCACCUUCAGCCUCUGAAGCUCUAUUCAGCCACCCUGACAGCUCCAGACAUCCAGAGGAAGGUUGGCUUUAGAGUGGCUUUUGCUUUUAACAGCAACACCCGGCCAAGACCACUGGGUGAAGUCUUCAUUGCAGGGCCCAGGACCUCCCAUGGGGAAGUGAUAUUCAGGUGGUUGGGGUUUCUGCUCUUUUGCUUUUGGAAUAAGAGGGUGCAAGAUCUGAAUCUGUGUUGACCGGCUCUGCGGCUGGUAAAGACAGCCAGUGACUCUGCCUUUCUGCAGAAAUGAAUGUGGGAAAGUUCCUUCUUCCUCCAUAAAUCAAAUUAGGUGAAAAAUUACCAAAAGGACAUCUCCAUCAUUCACAAGCUCUUGCGUAGCAACCGGUGCAGGAGCGCUCAGCUGAACGCUUCCCAUUCAUGGCAGGGAGGAGGGACCCAGAUGGCAACGAUCCCUGCAGCCAUGUGGAUGCUGUUGGAGGCAAUGGCAGGAGAUGUUUGCUGUGCCAUUCAAUAUGGGGUAGGACUGCUCAGAAAUGUGCGUGCUGGGGUUUUUUUUUUUCACCACUUCCAAUUUGGAAAUCAUUCUGCUGCUCACAGAAGGAUUUGGACUAAACUUCCCCGUUCACACAAAGAAAAAGUAGGUCUCAGCUUAGAGGCACAUGCUACAUAAGCCUCAAAUGUCUACGAUAUCAGACAAAAGACUAAUUUAGAGUUUGGACCCACUCAUGCCUUGGCACCUCUGCUCAAACUACCUGAAGAAAAGGAGCCAGAUGAGUGCUAAAUGUGACGAUGGUCUUUGUAACCAACCACUUUGUCCCAGCUGCAUUUUACACAGCCUCUGGAGCAAACCUCAUGCACCAUCUCCCACACCUUCGGCCCAGAAUGUUGUUGUAGUUCCAUUAUCCCGAGACUGAGUGUCACUGCAUCUCUUUUAGAGAGCCUCCUUCCAUUCUCCAAAUAGCGAUAGCAGGUCUUUAAAUGUCCUCUCACUUUAAGGGCAGGCAGGAGGGAAGAUGAAAGCAGCAGCCAAGCACUCUGGAUCCCACUGGCUGAAAGACUGUAGCUCCUACUGCUUCCCAUCCAGACAGUACUCCUCCGUGAAGAUACAGUCUGUGACUCCUUUUCUUGGCUAACUCAGUAAACCCCGUCUUUUCUCACCAAAGCAUCUGCUCAGCUAGGUCUCCAUUCUGCUGGGAGCCACGAGAAGUUACUACGGUCUGUGGUGACCUGCAGGCUGCUUCCUGCACCGCUCUGCCGGAUGGCCCUGUGAGGCAAAUGCCUUUGGAGGGCGCAGAGCCAGCCCCUGGCAUCCAACUCUACCUCUUGGCGCACAGCGAGGCUUCCCACCGCAAGAGCAGCACGUGCCAGACCAUGACCGCUGGAGGAUGGGAACAACCCACGGGGCUUUUGCUUUUGUGGGUCACCCUUCUGGUCAAAGGAAGGCAACCACAUCGUCAUCUUCAUCACAUGCAAAUUAAGUGUGACCUGUUGCUUGCUAACGAGGUGCCAAGGAUGGUGAGGUAGCUCCAGAGUAGCUGGCUGGCCAAGAGGAGGGUUAGCCUUACGGCCAACCCCACACCCCAGGCCUGGCACGGCUGCAGAGAAACGGGCGAGUUGGAAAGGGCUGGAAACAUGGGAGAUGCGACUGUGAGUUUUAAAGUUUGGGGUAUGGAGGAACAGGAUGGGGUAGGGGCAGGGAUCCCAGAUUUUUUUCACUUCAGAUUCCUCCUGUUGUUAUUCUCUAUCUUUGUUGCUCAGCUAUGGGUCCAAAUUCAA
This is a messenger RNA of Cuculus canorus (common cuckoo), 4289 nucleotides long. RefSeq names its product protein FAM163A. The record is from RefSeq and is a predicted model, not a curated record. Bases 1190 to 1681 code for a protein of 163 amino acids. Gene Ontology annotation, biological process: spermatogenesis. The transcript has 4 exons. NCBI's taxonomy places the organism in Eukaryota, Metazoa, Chordata, Aves, Cuculiformes, Cuculidae.